Messenger RNA from Peromyscus eremicus (cactus mouse), 4553 nucleotides. RefSeq names its product ectonucleoside triphosphate diphosphohydrolase 7 (gene Entpd7). Gene Ontology annotation, biological process: nucleoside diphosphate catabolic process. Gene Ontology annotation, cellular component: membrane. Lineage: Eukaryota; Metazoa; Chordata; Mammalia; Rodentia; Cricetidae. The record is from RefSeq and is a predicted model, not a curated record. Gene Ontology annotation, molecular function: nucleoside diphosphate phosphatase activity. The coding region runs from base 291 to 2105 and encodes 604 amino acids. The transcript is spliced from 13 exons.
GCGGGUUCGUCCACAGCUCCGGCUGCGCGCAGGGCGGGCUUCUCACGGUCCCCUGUAGUCAUUGGCUCGGUGCGGUUUCCUUGGGGACGUGGCGCCGCUGGCGGCCAGGCCUCCUUCCGGCUGUGCCGGGAGCCACGGGGAACCGCUGGGGACCAGGCUGGGCUGUGCAGAGGGACGAGCGGGCCUCGGGAUCCCGCUUCAGCCUUAGGAGAUGCCGGGGACAAGGAGGCCACCUUCUCAGGGCAAAAGGAAAAGAAGGUGACAGACGUUGAGUCUACUGAAGGGAACCCAUGGCUAGGAUCAGUUUUUCCUACCUCUGCCCAGCCUCCUGGUACUUCACUGUGCCCACAGUGAGCCCAUUUCUCCGUCAGCGGGUGGCAUUCCUGGGACUCUUUUUUAUACCCUGUCUCCUUUUGCUUCUAUUAAUCAUGGACUUAGGACAUCGGGGCGCUUCGUCACCACGAGAUAGGCAGUAUGAGAGGUAUCUGGCUCGGGUAGGAGACCUUGAAGCCACCAACACCGAAGACCCAACUCUGAAUUAUGGACUUGUGGUGGACUGUGGUAGCAGUGGCUCCCGGAUUUUUGUUUACUUCUGGCCAAGACACAAUGGGAACCCACAUGACUUACUGGACAUCAAACAGAUGAGAGACCGAAACAGCCAGCCUGUGGUUAAAAAAAUCAAGCCAGGAAUCUCCGCAAUGGCAGACACUCCAGAACAUGCCAGCGAUUACCUGCGACCUCUGCUGAGCUUUGCCGCUGCUCAUGUGCCCGUGAAGAAGCACAAGGAGACCCCCCUUUACAUCCUCUGCACAGCGGGCAUGAGGUUGCUCCCUGAGAGGCAGCAGUUGGCUAUCUUGGCUGAUUUAGUGAAAGAUUUGCCGCUGGAGUUUGACUUCCUCUUUUCACAGUCUCAGGCCGAAGUGAUCUCUGGGAAGCAGGAAGGAGUUUAUGCAUGGAUUGGAAUCAACUUUGUUCUGGGACGAUUUGACCAUGAAGAUGAGUCAGAGGCUGACACUUCCCUGGACUCGGCAGCGGGACGCCGGAGGACGGUGGGGAUACUGGACAUGGGAGGAGCUUCUCUCCAAAUUGCCUAUGAAGUCCCCACCUCAGCCUCUGACCUUCCUCCCAAACAGGAAGAAGCAGCCAAGAUCCUGUUGGCGGAGUUCAACCUGGGCUGUGACGUGCAGCACACGGAGCAUGUGUACAGGGUUUACGUCACCACCUUUCUGGGCUUUGGAGGCAACUUUGCCAGGCAGCGCUAUGAAGAGCUUGUGCUGAAUGAAACACUCAACAAAAACAGAUUGCUGGGCCAGAAGACGGGCCUGAGUCCUGACAGUCCAUUUCUGGACCCCUGUCUGCCUGUGGGACUCACAGAUGUGGUGGAGAGGAACAGCCAGGUCCUGCAUGUCCGGGGAAACGGGGACUGGGCCACUUGUAGGGCAAUGCUGAGCCCCCUGCUGGCCCGCUCCAACACCAGCCAGGCCUCACUGAAUGGCAUUUACCAGUCUCCAAUUGACUUCAACAACAGCGAGUUCUAUGGCUUCUCUGAGUUUUUUUACUGUACAGAGGAUGUGUUGCGCAUCGGUGGCCGCUACCACGGGCCAACAUUUGCCAAGGCUGCUCAGGAUUACUGUGGCAUGGCGUGGUCAGUACUAACGCAGAGAUUCAAAAAUGGCCUCUUUUCUUCACAUGCAGACGAGCAUCGACUCAAGUAUCAGUGUUUUAAGUCAGCUUGGAUGUACCAAGUUCUGCACGAGGGGUUCCACUUCCCCUAUGACUACCCAAACCUGCAGACAGCGCAGCUGGUGUAUGACCGAGAGGUGCAGUGGACGCUGGGAGCAAUUCUGUAUAAAACCCGAUUCCUGCCACUCAGGGACCUUCGGCAGGGAGGUGUCCGGCAAGCCCACGGCGGCUGGUUCCGCCUCUCCUUCGUCUACAACCACUAUCUCUUCUUCGCUUGUACCCUGGUGGUGCUGCUGGCCAUCGUCCUGUACCUCCUGCGAAUCCACAGAAUUCACCGCCGACAAACUCGAGCCUCGGCUCCCCUGGACCUGCUGUGGAUCGAGCAGGUGGUGCCGAUGAUUGGGGUGCAGGUGGGGCCCUGAGGCCGGACCAGAGCUGGAGGAACCCCAGGACUUUAGCUGUGCUGCUCACGGAAUGCCUCCACUUUCCCAAACUGGCCCCGGAUGCUGCUUUGGCCUGGGAAUUUCUCCUUUUUCACUUUCAUUCCUUCUUAGUGCCCAGGACAGGACCUUUUCUCAGAAGCCGUAACCUAAUCUGUGAGGAACUAAGCGGCGAGAGGCUGGUGCUAACAUAGGGACUAAGCUUAGCCCACAGGAAGCAUGCUUCUCCUUUAUCUCGGAAAUCUGGUAUGUUUCUGGGAUGUAGCAUUUUCCCCUCUUGCUGAAGCAAGUUUUUGAUUGGGCAACUGGAAUCGUGGUUGAAACCAACUGAUACAAAGCCAGAGACAUUGUGCAGCUGCCCCUGCUUUCUCUGUAACAGAGAUAUCCUUAUGUGGAGAUCCACAGCCUUGAAUAGGGACCCAAGAUCUCUGAGGUUCAGUGGACCAGGAUCUCAAGGCAACCAAAACGAUACAAGCUCCUUGCUUCCUUGACAUCCCUGACAGGGUUGCUGUUGUUAUCUAGAUCGGAGAGGUUAAAACCCCUUUCCAAUGAAUGCUCCGCUGAAGAUCUGACAGUAUUUUAUCUGAUAUUUGGUCUGACCAGUAUAGAAGACAUUUCCAUGUCUAUGUGCCUCAUGGGCUGUUGGGCAUCAGUGCUGCCUUUUGAGCCUUAAGCGUGCUUAUAGAAUGGAGCAGCUGUGAUGGGAACUGGGGACCUGGUUUGCCUGUUUUCAGGUGACUAUCUCACAGGCGUAUUUUUCUGUACAGAAGAUUCAAAGCAACUUUCCUCAUUUCAGUGCUAAGAUCUUAUAUAUUUUGGGAUGGGAUGUAUUUGGGGUUUUUUGUUUAAGGAAGAAUAGGAUCAAGAGAGUGGGCAAAGGCAAUAAAAUCAAAGUUUUUUUUUUUUUUUUUUUUUUUCUUCUUCUUUUGGUUUUUCAGACAGGGUUUCUCUGUGUAGCCUUGGCUGUUCUGGAAUUCACUCUGUAGGCCAGGCUGGCUUGAACUCAAACUCACAGAGAUCUGCCUGCCUCUGCCUCCUGAGUGCUGGGAUUAAAGGUGUGUGCCACUAUGCUUGGCUUAAAAUCAAAGUUCUUACCUAUUUUUGGAAUGUUUGAAAGAGAGCAAAUUCUAAACUUUGGAAUAACUAGAUAAAUUUCCCAUGGAGCAGCCUGGCCACUUUUUGGACGUCUGUCACAAAUAGCACUUCCUUUACUGGGGAGAGGAAAGCCAUAUCCAUGUUCUCACCCACGGCCUCUCACCCUGGCUCCUGUGCAGCCUCUGCAGUUACAUGAGGAGUCAUUAGCUCCUCCCUGCCCCCAUGGACUCUGUGUUCCAUAGAAAACCAUGAGGGGCCUGCCUGGGAUUGUUCCCAGGGCGGAAGUAGUAGCUUGAUUUCUUCUUUUUGGGAGUAAGGCAAGUCUCUUGAGCCUGAUUUUUUAGGUAGCCAAGGCUAGCCUUGAACUCCUCCUGAUCCUGCCUCCAUCUCCUCCAAGUGCUGGGUUUAAAGGUGUGCACCCCAAGACCUGGCUCAUUUCCUUUCCUUUUGCCAAAUCCUUUUAUUUGUAGGGUUAGAAUAGAGAAUAAAAAAGUCUAAAUUUAAGGAAUAAAAAUUGAUUUCUUUGAAAAUGUGUUCCAUAUUGGGAACAGAAAGGAAUUAAAUACUUUGUGAUAUAGAGAAAAAAACUAAGACGGUCCUAGGGAAGCCGAGGUGAAGACGAGUGUAUUGACUUCGGUUAGGCAAGUUCUGAAUUGUUUUCCUUUUCCUUUUUUCUGAGCAGGGUCUCAUCAUGUGACCCAGGCUGGCUGGUACUCAGUGAGCCUCCUGCCUUAGCCUCCUGAGAGCUGGGAUUACAGGUGUGCACCACAGUGUGUGCACAUUAGAUAAGGAGACAUCUAGCAGAGGAUCCGUCACUUUCACAUCUUUUACUUUUCAUCGGGACUGUCGUUGACAUUUUAAAUUUUAAGCAUCUCUUGAAUUCUGAUUUUGACGUCCCAUGAGUGAGCCUUUGCCUUUUUAAUGCUGCUUUAAGAUGACAAAGAUGUCCUUGCUAGCCAUUUGCCUCCUCAGGGAACUUUUAAUUUCAUCUUGGUUUCUAUACCAGUUUUGGUGUUCUUGGGAGAUCUAGUUCCCAGCGAGCCGGGUUUGUGUGACUUCAUUGCUCAAACUGAGGUUGGAGGAGGGCGGAGGAAACAGUCCAGUUUGGAGACUCUCCUCACUGAACUUACUCUUUACCCUCAUGGUACCAGUAGCGGCCCUUUGCCAAGCACUUACUUUGUAUCGCUCUUUAAAACUUUAUGUGUUCUUUGUGUAUUAUUUAAUCAUUAUGACAGCCUUUUGGUUUGAUAGCCCUACAUCCUUUUUAUAGUUGAAAAAAAAAUCUCAGGAUGCCUAUCUUUAUCAUUUUUCAAUAUAAAUAUAUUUCUUAAUUUA